CAAAGUACAAAGUCCUCUGGGACAGUAGUGAAAAUUACGAAUAUACCCUCGAUUGUCGCUUUAUGUUUGAAACGACAUCGUACGUAGCUGCAGCCCUUUUUGUUAGUGUUUUAAGCCAGAGAGAGAAGGGAGAAUCUCGGGAGAGACAGAAAGCGAAGAUUGGUUGGUGAAGCUUUUGGGAAUUGGGCAAAAAUUAUCGAUGGCGACUUCGAAGCUUCAAGCUAUUUGGAAUCACCCUGCCGGACCUAAAACCAUUCAUUUCUGGGCUCCGACGUUCAAGUGGGGUAUUAGCAUUGCCAACAUUGCAGAUUUUGCCAAACCUCCAGAGAAACUUUCCUAUCCUCAACAAAUCGCGGUUACAUGCACUGGAGUUAUUUGGUCUCGCUACAGCAUGGUAAUCAAUCCGAAAAACUGGAACCUCUUCAGCGUUAAUGUUGCUAUGGCGGGGACAGGCAUAUACCAGCUUGCUCGUAAAAUAAAACACGAUUAUGCAACUGAAGCUGAGCCUGCUGUUGCGAAUGAAUGAUUAUGAUGACGAAGCUGAGAUUUCAAAGGAAAAUUGGAUAUCAUCUUGCUUCUGCUUGAAAAUCUAAUCCCAAGAUAUUUGAUUUUCUUUACAUUCCAAGUUCUUCUUUCUGAUCGGAUCACGAUUAUCAUUUUCAAGGCUUUUUAAGUAUUCCUGUUUGACAUUUGUUCAAAUGAUAAAGGAGGUCAAAAGUUCCUUUCAUAUGCUGCUUUCAAAGUAAAUCAUUAAGUACUCC
Messenger RNA from Arabidopsis arenosa, 761 nucleotides. The record is from the annotation of a GenBank genome assembly. Lineage: Eukaryota; Viridiplantae; Streptophyta; Magnoliopsida; Brassicales; Brassicaceae.